Molecule: messenger RNA, 1483 nt
Organism: Danio aesculapii
Lineage: Eukaryota; Metazoa; Chordata; Actinopteri; Cypriniformes; Danionidae
Product: L-rhamnose-binding lectin CSL1
Exons: 17
Coding region: 80-1363 (427 amino acids)
Molecular function (GO): carbohydrate binding
Source: RefSeq, a predicted model, not a curated record
UAUAAAGUCUGUUAUAAAUACCAUGCGCUCACAUGUCUAGAAAGAAUUCCAGAAUUAUCCCUCCAUCCACACAUUCAACAUGUUGGUGCACAAGCUGAGCCUGAUCAUUUUGAUGCUGUUGCUGUGUCACCAUGGUGUAGAUGCAAAAAGAACAGUCAUCUGUGAAGGAGGAUCUGCACACCUCGGCUGUGAUUUGGGAUUCAUAAAAGUCAUUAAAGCCAACUUUGGACGGACGGAUCGUACAACAUGCAUUAGUGGGAGACCCUCAAAUCAGAUCAGCAAUGUACACUGCUUCAGACAGUCAUCCCUCCAUACAGUGUCAGCUCGGUGUGAUGGAAGGAAAAGCUGUUCAGUUCCUGCAGUGAACUCUGUUUUCUCUGAUCCUUGUUUUGGGACUUAUAAAUUCCUGGAUAUUACGUAUGACUGCAUCCCAUCAAAAAGAAGUAUAACCUGUGAAAAUACCCAAAGUGUAAUUGUUUGUGAUUCUGGUGUUAUAUUGGUUCAUUAUGCCAACUAUGGACGCCGAGAUCUCUCAAUCUGCCCUCAUAAAUUGGCAAAGACACCAAACUGCUUCUCUCCUCAGACCAGCAGCCUGCGCUCCAGAUGCAAUGGGAAGAAGUCCUGUUCUCUGAGUGCUUCGAAUUCUCUCUACUCUGAUCCAUGUCCUGGUGUCAAUAAGUAUCUGGAAGUGACAUACAGCUUGAGGUUACUUCCUCAUUUCAAACAUAUCACCAUGCUGCUGCAAAAAAUACACUGGAUCUCCUUGAUUAUUUUACUGUGCCGACAAGGCAUUGAAAUGAAACGAUAUUUUACCUGUGAAGGAGGCUCUGUUCAACUGGGCUGUGAUUGGGGAUACAUAAAGGUGGUCACAGCUAACUAUGGGCGAACCGACCGCACAACAUGCUCCUCUGGAAGAUCGGCUCGAGAGCUUUCAAACGUCCACUGCUUCCAUGAAACAUCAGUCCAGAUGAUGGCCAACCGAUGUGACGGAAGAAAGAGCUGCUCUGUUCCUGCAGCUGACUCGGUUUUCUCUGACCCCUGUGCUGGGACUUAUAAAUAUCUGGAUGUGUCCUACUUGUGUCUUCCAGUCAGAAGAAGUGUCACCUGUGAAGGAAGCCAAGGUCUCAUUGACUGUGGUAAUGCUGUGAUUUGGAUUCACCAUGCUAAUUAUGGACGCCGGGAUCUAGUAACCUGCCCUCACAAAUUAGCAACUUCAUCAGACUGUUACUGUCCUCAGACCAGCAGCCUGCGCUCCAGCUGCAAUGGAAAGAAGACUUGCCAUUUAAAUGCCUCAAAUUCUGUCUUCACCAAUCAAUGCCCGGAUGUGCAUAAAUACUUAGAAGUGACCUACAGCUGCGUAUAAUACUGAGAGAUGGCUACACAUUUCACACAACUGGAAGGCGUGGGAAUUCAACGUUUGAAACGAUCAAAGGAGAAUCUGUUUUGAAAGGAAUUGUUGUGUUCAUCUGUAAAGUUUGUAAAA